AGUGGUGACGGACUGAGAGGAGCGCGCACGUUGCCAUGGAGAGGCGUCACUAUGACACUAGUCCAGUAGCAGAAGGCGAGGCGUGGAUUCAGAGAUUUCACCAACUCCUUCAGUAAAGCACAUAUUCCUCUUCAAAAGCCACAAUCUCCGCCAUAAUAGAACCCAGAAUACGCUUUAUUAAAGGAUAGACGACCAAACAAACGCAUUCGCUCCCUCUUUACCGUAUCGGAUAACGUUUUGCUAAUCGUUUGGCGUCGUCUCUACAGUUGAGAGUGUUGUGUGUUGUCCUAGUUGCACGAUAUAAUCCAGCUAGCUCGUCAUGUGGCUGGCUAGCGAGUUUGCGAGCCGUUAAUCGAGCCAUGUAAUGAAGAAACUGAACGAAGAACAAGAAACUGGGGAAGACAUGGACUUGCAUGCCGAAAAUCAGGAAUCAGAGCACAGCCGGUUGUCUCACCGUAGUGAUGCAAAGAUCUCGGAAUCUCCUCUGCGUUCUGGGAAACAGGAGAAAUACCGGAAAGACAUUGAGAGCUCGGCUGGGGAUCAUGCACGAACCAGAACGCAAGAGCCGAUUGGAGACCCAGACCGCGAUCAGUGUUCGGAUGGAGAUCACAGCAGUGCCUCAUUCUACUCGGAGGAUUAUGAAAACGUCUCGCACACGGAUCGGUCUCUCUCGUCAGCCUCUCCAUCUCCGCGCAGAAAAGGGAGAUCUAGGAGAGUGUCAAGCAGCCCCUUACAUCGAGCAGGUGUACAUAAAGGUGCGUCACGCCAUCUCCCACCCCACUCCCAUCAUCCUCAGCUGCGAUCAGGAGGCAUCCGAACCCAAAGUUUGAGUAAAGACGCUCCAUCCAAAGAAGUGGACCCGGUCACCAAGCGCAUGCUGUCUGCACGUCUACUAAAGAUCAACGAGUUGAAGAACGCAUUGUCUGAGCUGAGGCUGCAUGCAGACGAGCUGCAGCGCGAGAACCGUUUACUGCGACAGCUACAGCUGCGGCAAGAGAAAGCUCUGCAUCGCUACAAUGACACAGAGAGCGAGAUCUCGCAGCUGCUGUCUCGUCACAACAAUGAGACUCACGUGCUGCGCGAGAGGCUGAGGCGCAGUCAGGAGAACCAGCGCACAGCGGAGCGCAGCCUCAGGGAAACGGACGCCCAGCUCCAGCGCUGUCGCAGCCAGCUGCAGAAACUGCAGCACCUUGCAGAUGACCAGAAUCUUGGAGAGAGGGAGGAACUGUCGCAAAAACUGAUGUACGCUCAAACCAAAUUUCAAGAAAGUGAACGCAGAGUAAAGGAAUUGGAGAAGAACAUGGAGCUGAGUAGCGGGAGCUUUCAAAGGCAGCUAGCUAAUGAGAGGAGGAGAACUCACGAUGCACAACAGGAAGUUAAAGCACUACAGGAGGAAGUGGAGAGACUUUGCACUAAACUAAAGGAAAAAGAAAAGGAGCUGGAUGCUCGGAACAUCUACGCUAACAGGAUGCCUAAAGCUUCUUCCAGAAAAGAAGUAGAGAAUGGCAGCAGACAAAAAGGCUCCAAUACAACCAGCACUAAAGCAGUACAGACAGAUGACAAGACGUCCUCAUUGGACUUCCCAUCACCGCCUCCUGACGAUCAGACCGAUGACUACCUCUCUCUGAAGGAUCAGCAAGGCAGAGAGCAGAGACAGAGAGAAGCAAAGGAAUGGAAGAUCCAAGAGUUUUGGAAAGAAAGGGAAAAUGAAAGAGGCAUGGAAUCUGUGAUGGAACAGACAAGGGAAAAGGAGAGGGGAAAAGAGACACUGCAUGACAGAGAAAGAGAAACGGAGCUGCUCAAAGUCAAGGAGAGGCAAAGACUAGAUCAACAGCCCAGCUCAAAUGAGAAGAACUUAAAGGGAAACAGAGUUUCUUAUGAAGUAGGCCUGGACAGAGAGCAAGAAGAUUGGAGGAAUGGCCUGUCUAUAUCUCCAAAGGAGGAAGAGAGCAGGAAGCAGCGUGAACCGGAAGAGUUACAACAUGAAGCCAGAAAUCUGGACAUCCAUCCCAAUCAAGAGUGUGUGGAAGAGGAACGUCAGCGCAGAGAGCAGCUAUUGCUUAAGAUGCAUGAGAUCGACAUGCAGACUCAGGGUCAGGACUCAGAUUUCUUCUCUGAUGACACAGGAAGUGUCCGCUCUCCUCCACGGUUGUCCGAGAAACGCAACCACAACGGUAUUUUUAAGUUCACAGAGCCAGAAGAGAACACAAACACAUUUGGGAUUGGGAGAAGAGGAGGUGGUCACAGAGCACAAGGACCUAGUGAGGAUCUUGAUCUUGCUUUUGGCAGCUAUGCCCCUUCUUUCGGUAAAUCUGCCCCCCGCACAGGUUUGGGCACACGAAACACAAAUCAGUCACCUCGAGGACCAGAUGAAGGGCUGGAUCUGAGUGGCCUGGUCAAAGAGAGGAAGUCCAACCUCAUGCAGCAGCUUUUUGGGGCCACUGCCACUCCAUCUCCUUCAGAUCCAUCCAGCAAGAUGGAGAUUCUAAGCCCCCCUCUAACAACCCAGUUCCCAUCUGGAUCAGUGAGUGGACGGAGGAGGGACACAGACACACCAAAUGGACUAAAUAUCAGUUCUGUCCCCAACAAUAGAAGCUCUCUACAAGUCUCUGAGAGCCGACCCACGGUCAGGGCCAUUAUAUCAUUUGAUGAUGACAUAGAGGAAGUCACACUCUGAAUAGGGCACUUUUAUAGUCAAUAUGAAGGAAUCAGUUUCUUGAAAACAGAAGGAGAGAAUCUAAAACACCUCUGAUAUUUGGUUUUGUGCUCCCUUAUGAAGUAAUCUCAGAUUAAACAAUGCUUAGAUUGCUAGCAUGCUUCUUUUUUAACACUUCCAGCAAUAUCAGAGAGGAAGACUUUCUCAGUUACACUACUUUCAUGGUUAGGUAUGCAAAGGGAACAAAAUUAACACUUUAUUUAAUUUUUUAGGAACCACAGCACAACUGUUAGAAUGAUAAUCUGAUCCUCGCUGAUGUAAUGCGAGUGAUUUUAAAUCAAGAACAUAUGAUCAGUCUUAGUAGGGGAAACAUCCGUUGAGACUUGCACAUCUUCUAAACGAUUUUUUUUUUCACCACUUAUGUGGAAUAUGUCUCAUUUUAAGCCACCAAAACAAAAAUAUGAUCAGCAAGGUCACAAUGUGUUUUCAGUUUUUUGACAGGGAAAAAAAAACUUCAGGCAUUUUGUUUUUAAUUAAAAGAAUUCAUUAAUCAGUUUCAUGUUCGGAAAAGUAAUAUUUAUGGACAGUAAAUCCUCUCAAUGCACCUUUGUUACGUUAGGGAGACAAGGUCAUUUUGGACUCUACCUCUGUGUGUGUUGUUAUUAUCGCUGAGAAACUCCCUUGCAUACCACAUGGAAAGUAGUUAUAGUUAAUGAUGUGUUCAGAUUUUCUUACCAAUUUACAAGAGCGUGAUAAGUAGAGAUAGAGGGUGGUGUGCAUAAGCCGAUAGUCUUUUGUAAGAUUCAGUUCAUGUGUUUGUCUGAAAGGAACAGGCUCUGCACUUUCAGUACUGAUAUGACUGUGACAGAGCUUUACCCUCUCAGAGAGCCACGCUGCGGCUUGGCUGACUCAGGUCUGGGCUGUGUCUUCUCUGAACCAGUCCUCCCACACAGCACUUUUUUGUCUCUCCCCACUUCACCUCACUUUAGAUAACUGUUAUUGUCUAUUAUGCGACAAAGGAGAGAGUCUGGUUUAUAAGAUGUAGUCAAGUUUAUAGUUUAUAGAUUAAACUAUGAGCCAAAUAUUCAAAUUACUGUAUCUCUAUACAGGGAAACCUAAAAAUAGGGACACAUUUUUUUCAGACAAGUGGCAUUUUCUCAGAUCGAACUAACUGAUCCCAAUGUGAACAAUAGAUUAUAUCUGUUGUAUGAUCAUUUCAAAUUUUAAAACUUCUUUUUCUAAAAUGUGUUCUUGAAAAUUGCACUUGUGCUACCAGAUAAAUGUCAUUUGGUUUGAUAAUUUGUUAUUUAACACAGUGAUACUUAAAUUUCUAUGUGUGGUAUGAGUGAACAAAUAUUUUUUGGGGGUUACUGUAUAAGUUUUUGUUAUAAAACUCUGACAUAAUUUGAAUUCCGCUUCAAUUCACAGCUAAUACAGUGUCUUUAUUUGCCUGCUUACACAUAAUGAGAUGUUUUAUUUUUUAUAUAUGAAUAAGUAGGUAAAGUUUACUUGGCCAUUUUGGAUGUUUCGGAAAACCCAGGCUCAUCAAUGUAAAACCACUCAUGGGUCAUUGUCUGUGAGAUUUUGUCAGAUGGUUGUGUAAAAAAUGUGUGUGUGUGUGUAAUUAGCAGAUGUUUUACUAGCUCUAUACAAAUUUUACUGAUUUGGUCUUUAUGAAGCAUUUCAGGGUUCAUUUCAAUCUCAAUUACUGAUAAAUCUGUUGUGAAAUACUAGAAACAAUGUGCUUGAUAUUGUUGCUUAUUGUGACUUUUUAAUGAGGGAUGUCACAAUUUAUAUGUGGAUUAAAAGAAAAUACAGAUUUACAUAUGAAACAAACACAAAUCAAAUAUUUAACUGUUUUAAUUACAAAAGAUGUUUUCACUUCAGGGCUACAUCUAUUUUUUUUUUUUUUUAAAGAAUAAAAUCCGGCACCCACCUAAACACAUCAAUCAAUAGAUUGAAAAGGAUCUAGUACUCACUUUGCAUUUCAAAAAGUAGGCGAGUUUUGUUUUUCUGUCCCAUAAUUCUCUCUACAUCUAUGAUUGACAUUUUAAUCUUUUCCAAAGCACAACAACAUCUUACUCUAGCACAAAAAGGGUUCAUUGUGGAAAAACUCUAUUAUUUAAUUAUAUUACAAUGGCUUGAGGUGGAUUUCUGUGGCUUUACUUCAUUUUAUUGUCUGUCUCUGUAAUCAGAUUUUGUAUUGUAAGGUUGAAUUUGAAAUAGUGAUCCUCAAUGAUCACUCAAAUACAGUUUUUCUAUGGUUCAA
Ctenopharyngodon idella (grass carp) is the source of this 4925-nucleotide messenger RNA. RefSeq names its product lebercilin LCA5 (gene lca5). The coding region runs from base 365 to 2677 and encodes 770 amino acids. Gene Ontology annotation, cellular component: axoneme. Gene Ontology annotation, biological process: intraciliary transport. The transcript has 8 exons. The record is from RefSeq and is a predicted model, not a curated record. NCBI's taxonomy places the organism in Eukaryota, Metazoa, Chordata, Actinopteri, Cypriniformes, Xenocyprididae.